Messenger RNA from Coturnix japonica (Japanese quail), 2461 nucleotides. It is a transcript of the gene CTSB, whose product is annotated as cathepsin B. Lineage: Eukaryota; Metazoa; Chordata; Aves; Galliformes; Phasianidae. Gene Ontology annotation, molecular function: cysteine-type endopeptidase activity. Gene Ontology annotation, biological process: regulation of catalytic activity; proteolysis. The record is from RefSeq and is a predicted model, not a curated record.
AGCGAACAGACGCUGUUACGUCGGGGCGGUCCUUCUCUUACCCUCCCCUCUGUUUUUCCUGCCCUCCCCUUCUCCUCCAUCUGCAGCCGCAGUGGGGCCGGGCGGGGUGCGGAGCGUUGCAGUGGGGCAGGUGCAGUGUCCCAUUCAGCAGCCAAGAUGUGGCCGUCCGUGUCCAUCCUGUGUGUCCUGGUGGCCUUCGCCAAUGCCCGCAGCAUUCCUUACUACCCACCCCUCUCCAGUGACCUGGUCAACCACAUAAACAAGCUCAACACCACCUGGAAGGCAGGGCACAACUUCCACAACACUGAUAUGAGCUAUGUGAAGAAGCUCUGUGGCACCUUCCUGGGUGGGCCCAAGCUCCCUGAAAGGGUAGAUUUUGCUGCGGAUAUGGAUUUGCCGGAUACCUUUGACUCAAGGAAGCAGUGGCCCAACUGUCCCACCAUCAGCGAGAUCAGAGACCAGGGCUCCUGUGGCUCUUGCUGGGCUUUUGGUGCUGUGGAAGCCAUUUCAGAUAGAAUCUGUGUUCACACCAAUGCCAAGGUGAGCGUGGAGGUGUCGGCAGAGGACUUGCUGUCGUGCUGUGGCUUCGAGUGCGGCAUGGGGUGCAAUGGUGGAUACCCCUCUGGUGCAUGGAGGUACUGGACAGAGAGGGGCCUUGUGUCCGGGGGUCUCUACGACUCCCAUGUGGGCUGCCGGCCCUACACCAUCCCACCCUGUGAGCACCACGUCAAUGGCUCCCGGCCGCCCUGCACUGGGGAGGGAGGAGAAACCCCCAGGUGCAGCCGGCACUGCGAACCUGGCUACUCACCUUCCUACAAGGAGGACAAGCACUACGGCAUCACAUCAUACGGUGUCCCUCGCAGUGAGAAGGAAAUCAUGGCUGAGAUCUACAAGAAUGGCCCAGUGGAAGGAGCCUUUAUUGUCUAUGAGGACUUCUUGAUGUACAAAUCUGGGGUGUACCAGCAUGUGUCAGGGGAGCAGGUUGGAGGCCACGCCAUCCGGAUCCUGGGCUGGGGAGUCGACAAUGGGACCCCGUACUGGUUGGCUGCCAACUCCUGGAACACCGACUGGGGGGAUAACGGCUUCUUCAAGAUCCUUCGUGGAGAGGACCACUGUGGCAUUGAGUCCGAGAUCGUGGCUGGCGUCCCCAGGACGGAACAAUACUGGACCAGGGUGUAACCAUCCUCCCGCAUCACUGCUGAUGAGUUGAUCACACCACACAAAUAAUCCCAAGUCCCCUGAUGCUUUUAACUGAUAGCGGGUUGGGCGCAGAGCCCCCUCCCCCCCCACUCUUAAGAGACUAUAGUUGAGGUUCUUUUAAUUAAAAGCUUUUUAUCUUUUUAUUUCGUUCUGGUUUUAGUUGUACGGUGGAGCUGGAGGUGGCAGGACCCUUAUUGGUGUGAGCUGCUGUCUGCAAGCCCUGGUGGGUCACAGCAUGAGGGCAUUCCCUGGAGGGCUCUCUGGCCCUAUGUGCUGUAGUUUUUGGGUAACUCAGAGCCCUUCCAGUCUAGUUGUAUUACUGGUAGGUGGGAAGCAUUGUGCUGGGAAUAGGAACUUGGUGGGGCAGCAGAGGUAGGACAUGCAGGCUGCAUCCAUGCAUGGCUUGUGCACCUGUGGCUGGGCUGGUCCGGCUGUUGGUACCCAAUAGGAGCAGGGUGUGCAAGAGUGCCUGUGCCUUGCUGGGUAGGUUUGGGCUUUGUAAUGAGAAGAAACUGAAGAACCUGAUGUGGGGCUGGCUCUGGCUGGAGCUGCACAGAGCCCCUCCUGCCUUUGAUAAAUCCUUUUGUGCACUGCUCCAUUAUUUUGGCUGCUUUUUAAACCACUCCUUUCUUAACUCUUUUUUUUUUCCUCCUUCCUGCUGUAGUCUGGGGUUAUUAAUUAUAGGGAAAGGCCUGGCCUGAGCUCCACGAGCCUCUGAUCAAAUGUCCUGCAGCACUUGGGAGCGUGCUGGGAAGGAAGAGCUGCUUCUAUCCAAGGCAGCUCGGUUGUGCUUUGGGUCGUGCCUUGGCAGGGGUGCUGCUUUUAGCAAGUCAGUGUGGUGCUUUGGGACUGCAGAUGCUGAAUGUUGGGUGCAAACAAGGGGUGUUCCCCAACCCUGCUGCAGGGAGCUGAUGCAGAUGCCUGCAGGUAUCUUGCUAAUUUGCGCACCACUAAAGCUUUCUUUGAGCCACAGGUGUCAAGGAAGAAAUAACCUUAUAGGGUUUUUUUUUUUACUUGGGGGGGUGGGAGGUGUAAUAAGUGUAGGAGGAAUCGUGUGAUCUGCCAAUGCUAAUGUAAUGAAAGAGCUUUGUAUUCCCUCUUGAAGCACAGAGUAUAUUGCUGAGCUAAUGCCACAGGGCUGACAGUGAGUGAAGCAACCUCUCCCCUCGUACUGUAAAAUAGCCCCGUAUCUCUGCUUACUCAAACAGAACUUUGGUGUGUCUGAAUGAAACGACUGUGCCAAUAAAUGAUUUCUCCAACA